Elephantulus edwardii (Cape elephant shrew) is the source of this 645-nucleotide messenger RNA. RefSeq names its product mucin-2-like. The record is from RefSeq and is a predicted model, not a curated record. The coding region runs from base 1 to 645 and encodes 214 amino acids. NCBI's taxonomy places the organism in Eukaryota, Metazoa, Chordata, Mammalia, Macroscelidea, Macroscelididae. The transcript has 2 exons.
AUGCAACAGAGAAGAAAGAGGCAGGCUUCAAAGAGCAUGUGUUUCAACAAACACAGCGUGAGCAAUCCCUCCUCCACCUCAACUCCCUCCUCCCCCUCAACUCCCUCCUCCACCUCAACUCCCUCUCCCUUCUCAAUUCCCUCCCCCUCAACUACCUCCUCCCCCUCAACUCCCUCUUCCUCCUCAGCUCCUUCCACCACGUCCACCUCUUCCUCCACCUCAACUUCAGCUCCCUCCUCUACCACCUCAACCCUUUCCUCCAGCUCAGCUCCCUCUUCUACCUCAGCCCCCUCCACCUCAACUCCCUCCUCCACCUCAACUCUCUCCUCCACCUCAACCCCUUCCUCUACCUCAACUCCCUCCCUCACCCCAAUUCCUCCUUCCACCUCAACUUCCUCUCCCAUCCCAACUCCCUCCUCCACCCCCAUUUCCUCCUCUAUCCCAACUCCCUCCUCCAUUCCAAGCCCUUUCUCUACCCCAACGUUUUCCUCUACCUCCACCCCAACUUCCUCUUCCACCUCCAGCCCAACUCCCUGUUCCACCUCAAUCCCUUCCUCCACCUCAACUCCCUCCCCCACCUCAACUUCCUCCACCACCCUCAACCCCACUCCUCCUCCUCCCAACCCAACUCCUUCCCCAAACUGA